Molecule: messenger RNA, 3492 nt
Organism: Zopfia rhizophila CBS 207.26
Lineage: Eukaryota; Fungi; Ascomycota; Dothideomycetes; Zopfiaceae
Source: the annotation of a GenBank genome assembly
UCCCGUCCUCCAUCGUACACCGUCCUCUAUCGUACAGCCCUCUUUGCCUUCAUCUGGAGUUGGUUCGACUGCAGGACUCCCAUCCUCCAUCGUACAGCCCUCUUUGCCUUCAUCUGGAGUUGGCUCGACUGCAGGGCUCCCGUCCUCCAUCGUACAGCCCUCUUUGCCUUCAUCUGGAGUUGGCUCAACUGGGGGCCUGCCAUCCUCGUUUGUCGUGCCUACCGGGCUCCCAUUUGUCGGCUCUACAGGGGGAAUACCCUCUUCGAUCGUUCAGCCUUCCGAAAUACCACUUGUUGGCUCCACCGGGGGCAUUCCAUCUUCAAUUGUACAGCCUACAGGGCUUCCUUUUGUGGGCUCCACAGGGGGCAUUCCCUCGUCGAUUGUGCUACCGUCAUCUUUACCCUUGGUAGGAUCUACGGGCGGGCUGCCGUCCUCGGUCGUGCAGCCUACAGAUCUACCAUCUAUUGGGUCUACAGGGGGAAUACCCUCUUCGAUUGUACAGCCUACAGGGCUCCCUUUUGUGGGCUCCACAGGGGGAAUUCCCUCGUCAAUUGUGCUACCGUCAUCUUUACCCUUGGUAGGAUCUACGGGCGGGCUGCCGUCCUCGAUCGUGCAGCCUACAGAUCUACCAUCUAUUGGGUCUACAGGGGGAAUACCCUCUUCAAUUGUGCAACCUACCAAUCUUCCAUUUGUAGGGUCUACAGGGGGGUUGCCCUCUUCAAUUGUGCGACCCACCGAUCUUCCACUUGUAGGGUCUACGGGCGGGCUGCCAUCCUCGAUCGUGCAGCCUACAAAUCUACCAUCUAUUGGGUCUACAGGGGGAAUACCCUCUUCAAUUGUGCAACCUACCAAUCUUCCAUUUGUAGGAUCUACAGGGGGCCUUCCCUCAUCAAUCCUUGAGCCUUCUCUGCCCCUUGGGCCUUCUGUGCCAGCUGCAUCUUCGAUCAUCGGCUCAACAGGGGGCAUUCCAGAGACCAUUAUUCCUCCUGUUGGCUCGACUGGCGGAUUGCCCGUUACAAUUGUCCAGCCCACACCCACUAGCGGAUCUUCAUUCAUUGGGCCUUUCAUUGUUCCUUCAUUAGGUUCAACAGGUGGCCUUCCAGAGACUAUUUUGCAGCCGUCCGCUUCCCUUGGGCAGCCAUUUGGCUCGACUGGCGCAUUGCCCACUGCAACCGGUCUCUUACCAUCAGUUCCCCUUGGAAUCUCCAUCGGUACGAGCGGAGGAAUCCCCACUCCUGUUAUUUCGCCAUCCAUUGUCGAUCCUCUCCCGUCUGGCUCAAGUGGGGAUCUCCCUGGUAGUAUUGUGCUUCCGACGAGCAACCUUCUGCCUUCGUCAGGCAUUCCACUUGUAUCGCAGCCCACGACUGGAAUAAUCGUUGGAAUUACUACGGCUUUUGGCUCACUUCCAAUUCCAACUUCUGAAAGCAAGUCCAACCCUGCAUCUAUUCCGCUGGUCUCAUCGCUUGUGUCGUCUCUGGUUUCUCAAUUGUCAUCUGCCCUUCAGCCUUCCGAAAUUCCAUCCCUGAGCGGCGUCGUCCCAAGUACUGGAGUAGGAAUCACGAGCCUAGUCCCUGGUCCCACAGCGCCAACCUCAGCUCCAGCUGGUAUCACCCCUAUUCCGGUUCUGCCCUCGUUCGCUUCCGAGCUGUCAAGCGCCGUUUCUGUGAUAACGUCAGAUGUUGGUAGUCUGGUGUCAUCCGUCGCUAGCCAAGCCCCAACAUCGAUUCCAAAUCUGCCAAGUAUUGUGUCUAGUAUUGCCUCGAGCGCGGCGUCUGUCAUUGUAUCUGAAGUCUCUAGUAUCGUUGUAGCUCCUACUGGCACCGCACCAGCUCCUUCAGUUCCUAUUGGUAGCAUCUUGUCCAGCAUACAGUCAUCUCUGCAAACCGUCAUUCCUUCAAUUCUCCCGAGCACGAGCUCUGGCAUUCUGCCGCCGCCUUUGUCAUCUGGCGUUCCUUCUGGGACUGCAGUCAUCCCUGUCCCAACCGGCAUUAGCAGUAUUCCAUCGAUUUCGGUGUCUGGACCGUCGGUACUGCCUUCCAGUGUUACAUCCACUGGUCCUGCGCAAACCGAUACGCCGACCCCGACCAGCGUUCCGCCAAGCUCUGCGAACGCUACGGGAGCAAGUACCGCAGUUUCUGUAUCAGAUACGCCUGUCAGCACGCCAUUGACUCCUCCGACAAGUGGAAAACCAACAUCUAGCGAACCGCUUAUUUCCUUCACUCCUCCGCCAGGCAUUACUUCGAGACCAAAGGUGACCACUCCACCGCAUUCAAUUUUACCAACAGCCACAGACAGUGCGACGACGUAUCUUGUUGGGACCAGCAUCAUCCAGGAGCCUUCAACUGUCCCUUCACCAAGUCCUACUACGUCUGGUAUUCCAUCGCAGUUGCCUAAGAUGAUUGCUCCACCUGGUGGUAUGCCAAGUCCACCCGCAAAUGGCUUUUUAGGUCAAAUUGGCUUCAAGUGGCCUUUGAACUAUCCUUUCGUUUGCGCCAAUGAUGGUGGCAACCAGAUCUUCACGUUCCUUCCUAUCGCAAUUGCAGAUGCCUUAAAUAUCAGCACGAGCGAUGUUGUUAUGAAUGGACUGAAGCCGCACGACACUACUCAAUAUGCCGGUUUCGUUACCACCUUGGCAUUGUUCUGGAUUCCAUCAGAUCUGAACGGUACGCUUGCUGCUCAGCUGCGUAAUCCACCUGAUCCGUUCUGGCACAACAAGAACCAGACUGUAAACGACCUGACCAACCUCAUCAACACCGCUUUCCCUCUACCGGCUGGCAAACUUCCUGGUGAUGGCGAUCUCACGCUGUCAGGAAACCCAACAAACACACCAACUGGUGGCUAUGGAGACGGUGGUGCAAUGGGUGGUGACAUGAGUGCCAGCCGCAAAGUCAACCCUACCUCGGCUGGCAUUGCCACUGGAGCGGUCAUGGGUGCAAUUGCGUACGGCGCUGCUAUGUUCUUCGUCGCACGCAGGUACAGGAACAAGAAGAUGUCGCAUCAACGAUCAAGCUCCGUUCCCAGCACCAGCCGCUACACGUACGGAUCCAUGACGGGUGGUGGUGCUUGGAUGUCUGGUGGCCGUGGUCCGGGGCGAUCAACACCUGGUGGUCGUGACAGCCGAGGUAGCAGAGGAAGCAGCAGCAGCAACGGACGCAGUAUACGAACGCAACAAAUUUCAGCUCCUGUCAUGGCCGAGAAUUCUCUCGGUUGGAACUGAGUUCAUUGUCAAACGGCAAUCGAACUGCACACGACUUUACGUCUAUCUGUAUCAUUAUUUUGGAACGUGACAUUCGGAUGCCCGAUGUAUCCUUCCCCAGCUACGGGCAACGAUCGAUCACCUCCCUUGCCUGUUAUCCUUCCAUGUGUAAUUACAUCACGGCGUUGGGACUUUCCUAGUACUCUUUAUUGAGCGGUCAGUUUCAGCCAGACUCGUCUAAGCUGGCCUGAACGGCCCAAAGCUCUCUCCUAAUGUUCAGCACUCUCACUCAAGAG